AUGAAUGAAAAGCUUAAAAAACAUUUAAAUGUUUCCUUGUAUGUUAUUCGAAGGCAGCUAUAUGGCAGCAAUUGUAGAUUAGCCUGCAAGAUGUUAACCUCUGUAAUCACUAGUCCUAGAAACAACUUUAAGAAGGUCGCUACAUUAAAGGCUUCUAGUCCGUUCUCUUACGAGAGGAUCCUAUUCAAUGACAGUUAUCGAAAAGCGUAUGACUGGAAACUAUGUUGGGAAACUGAAAAUAAAAGAGUAGUUAUAAAAAGUGCAAGAAAUCAGGCGACGGGGAGCUCAAUAUUUAUGCACCUCAUUAUAUUAGAAAUAGGGCCGAUAAAAUUAGUAUCUCGGUUGAAGAUUGAUAAACAGGUGUUUGGACAUAAUAUUACCAAUGUCAACAUUUGUGAAAGUAUGCUUAUAGUUCGUCAUCGGUCUUUGGUAACCACGUAUUAUGACUUUAACAAAAUAAUAGAAAUGAAUGCCACUGAGGUUGUAUUGCUAGGCGAUCGUUUGAAUAAUGAAAUUGUUGGAAAAUUUCCCUUGGGUAUUCCAAUAACAACUGUAAUAGAAACUCUAGAAACUUUAUUUCAACUAAAGACGUCUGAAGAUCAUACAGUUACAUUUGGUGGGAUCCCAUGGCAUUAUGUUAAUCGAACACCUAAUAUGAAACUUUAUCAAUACGAAGUUCGAUCAUUCUGCUAUAACAAACUGGCUGAAAAUGGUAUCUUCUAUACAAAAAAUAUUCAAUUAUACAAUGACUGUGCAUAUUUUUCAUUUAAUGACCAUUUACUACACGUUGAAUCCGACAGAGCCACAUUUUAUAAAGUACAUCAUUUUCCUAUGAAUGACCAUAAUGAAUUAGUAGAGUGUGGAAAGAUUAAUAUGAAGCAAAUCCUCAAUGUCGAAGCACCUCAGGUUAGUCAUACAACGUCAUCAGGAAGAACCAUAAAGCAGGUUUAUCACUUAGGAGCUGUAAAUUUUAAUGAAAACGAUGAGGCACUAUUAAUGAUCGAUUAUGAAGAUGAACUGGAAGUAGUCGUAACCUUGUCCUGUAAAGGCGUAGUUUAUUUACAUGACUGGGAUACUUUUGAAAUUGUAAAAGAAAUUACACUCUCGAACUGGAAUGAAGACGCCGAUAACUCUGUCUUGAUCGAUCGUGAUCGUAUGAUACAUACAUCGAAAGUGAAUACAAACUUUACUGCAAAUUUAUAUCAAAUAUAA
Molecule: messenger RNA, 1212 nt
Organism: Trichoplax adhaerens
Lineage: Eukaryota; Metazoa; Placozoa; Uniplacotomia; Trichoplacea; Trichoplacidae
Exons: 13
Coding region: 1-1212 (403 amino acids)
Biological process (GO): protein ubiquitination
Cellular component (GO): Cul4-RING E3 ubiquitin ligase complex
Source: RefSeq, a predicted model, not a curated record